Nezara viridula (southern green stink bug) is the source of this 4059-nucleotide messenger RNA. The record is from the annotation of a GenBank genome assembly. NCBI's taxonomy places the organism in Eukaryota, Metazoa, Arthropoda, Insecta, Hemiptera, Pentatomidae.
GAUUGGCGUCGAAAAGAGAGAAGUCGAAUAAAGACAGAGCCCGGAAUAACUCCAUGUCAGGUACAAGAAGUGACCACAAGUUCUAAACAUGAACAGAACGGAAACACGAUACCCGUUGGAAUAGCAGUAGCGCGACAGAGGAUACAGCAGUCCACACCGCCUCCCUUAACUGUACUAACCUGUGAAGAGAGGUCUACCAAUCAGGUGACAGGAUGGUCUGGGGCACCGCAUUGGCAAUAUCCCGGGGUCGACCAGAGCCUUCCAGUACAGGUGCCCCCGCUGCAGCUUGGAAGGGACCCCAUCAGUGGGCAACUUCUGAUCCUUCCUUCAGGCAAUAUAGGGGACUCUAUGCAAAGAACGGUUCUCUGGCCAGGAGGAAGCACGACCGGUGGAAGUAGCCAGCCGCCGCCUCUUGUUAUGCCUAGUCCACAGCCUGUCCUUCUUUCAGACAGGUAUGUCACUCUUGCUCCACCUCCUUCAACUGCUCCAUCAUCUGGGCAUCAUCAUCAUCACCAUCAUCAUCAAGAAAAGAGGAGAUCCCACGAGCAUUCGACAACUACUAUUCAUGGUAGUAGUAGUGGAGGUUUGGCUGUAGGCCUUUUCCCUCCCCCUCCACCACCACAAGCUCCGUUUCUUAUGAUGCCCUUUUCUCAUCAAAAUAAUUCUUUAUUACUAUCAACUCACUUAACUGAGCACAAUCUGAACACUAUGGUGGUUACAAAUCACCAGUUAUCAGAAUCAGCAGUCCUGAAUCCGAUGGAGGUAUUAACGAGUCCUGUGGAUGGCUUUGGAGGAGGAAGCAUGAUCCAACAGCUGCCACCUAGUGUCGUGAUCUCUCAUACUGAGACCAACUCUUUCGUCAGGUCCGAUAUAAAUGCAGUUUAUCCACCCCAACAUCAAGAUCAAACGCAAACAACGCAACCACAACAGCCUUGUAUACAACAAGAACAGAUAGUUGUGAAAGAAGAAGUUGAACAAGGGGAUGAAACAGUUGAAGAAGAGGCUGUUGAAGAUGAAGUAAAGACAGAGGUUAUGGAUGCUUCUAACCAGACAGAAAGUCCUGUAGAAGACGAAGAAGAGAGUGAAGUAGAAGAAGAAGUGAUUGUCAAAGUAGAAGACAAAGGAUGCACUACUGUGGAAGAGGAGCAGCCCAUAGAACCUGACAUAUCAGGGCUGGAACUUCUCAGCAGUAUUGCUCAAUUCGAGAAGAGAAGUAGUUCUAAUGAAGAGUCAUUUGAGUCACCGUUACCAGAGGAUCCUCAGAAAUGUGAGGAAAAAAUGCCUGAAGAUGAAUGGAAUGAAGAUCCUAUUCAAGAUGGCUUAAAAAGUGGCCUUGGACUAUUGUGUUCAGUUGCUGAACGAUGUCUGGAAGAAGAAGUUGUCGAUGAAAGUUAUGAACCCAAGACGUUUUCUUCUGCAACAGAUCCUGUUGUUGAUGAUUACAGUGAAAAAAAGGAUGAAGAUGAAGAUCUAUCUGAUGUUGAAAAUCUUUCUAAUGAUUGUGAAAAUUCAUCUGAAAAGGAAUUAAGACUAAGCAUUGUUCCUGAGAAGAAAGGAGAAUGGUUUGCUUCAACAGAAAGGGGCCGAGAUAAAUUGAAAAUGAAAAUCACUCGGCGUCCAGGAAGGCCCAGAAAGAAAAUAAAAAUAAGAAAGCGAAAGUCUCCAAAUCGAUGUGAGCCUCCAGUUUUACAACCUUGGUCUGCAUCUCCUGACGGUGCAACCUCUCCUUUGACGUCUCCUCCCACAUUGACCCCUCAUAAGAGGAAAUUGUCUCAUGAUCUAAGUCAGGAAUCAGAUGAAGGAAGUAGCAGUAGCGGUGGUCAUCCACCACCACUCUCUCCUGCGUGCUCUAGUCCAAGUAGUUCGAAGAAGAGGAAAGUAGGAAGGCCGAAGAAGCGAGGCGAUGAAUCUCCACAAGAAACGGAAUUAAUGGUUACCAAGUCUCUGCCAUCUAGUAAGGCUAUUGAACGAAUUUUGGCAAACAAGUCUGGGAUUUCUAAUCAUACGCCGUCACCCUCACCACCACCUUCAUUGUCUAAUAUUGGGUCUCAGAACAAAAUUAAACCAAAGCUAAAAGCUGAAGCUAAGGUUAAAGAUUGGCACGAUGAUGAAGAGCUAGAUUUGAGUCCUGGCAAAGAAAAUGGUCUUGAUGAUCCUUUACCCUCCCGUUCUCCACUAUGGAAAUCGCCUACCAAACUAAAAGCGGUGUCUUUAUCUCCACCCAGAAAACCAAAGGUAAAGGUUGAUAAAAAAUUGAAGAUAGAAGAGGAUACAGCUGCUAGACCUGAUCCUGUCGCGGACAAGCCAUCUGACCCUAUUAUUGCUAAGCCUUCUCCUCCUCAAGUUGUUUCGCCUAAUGUACCAUUGAAACCACCGCAAAGGCCUGCUAUGAAGAUGGCUACCUCGACUCCUAUUGCGAAACUUCCAAAAACUAUUUCAAAGUCACCUCAACAUACUCCAUCGCCUCCUUCUCAGCCAUCUCCUAAGCGAGAAAGAUGUGUCACCCAAGUUCCAGGUUGUAAGCUUACUGAGGAGCAGCUAAAGUCACUUCCUUGUAGGAUACUUUCGAUUACAAAUGGUCAAUUUUAUCCCGGGGAAGUAACAAAAAUUAUUGCACCUGAUAUUUAUGAAGUACACAUUUACAAAGAGAGGUGUCGUAAACCUCAGAUCCUUUGUCGGGAUGAAAUUCUUAGCUCAUCGGUUGCUGAGGUACAUUGCCCAGAAGAUAUGUUCUUACCAUCGGGUACUCGGGUUUGUGCUUACUGGUCACAGCAAUAUUCAUGUUUCUACCCUGGUCGUGUUGUUUUCGAUUCCGCUUCAGGUCAGGUACCUAUAGACUUUGAUGAUGGUGACAAUGGCACCAUAGAAAGAACCAGUGUCCGUUUCUUACCUCAAGACUACCCUUUGGUUGAACCACAAAAUCCACUUGGUAAAAGAAAAAGGUACAAUUCGACUACCAGUUCUGACAGCCAUAAGAACAAUGAUACCAUCGAAACUUGUACAGAACCAGAAAAUAGUUCUACUUCCUCUGCAGAAACUGAAGAGAAAGUGGAAAUAAAACCAGAAUUAAUAGAAAAUAAUAAAGACAAGAUCAGUGAGGAGACAUCACAAGAUGAAGCAGAAAAAAACAGUGUAAUUGAUGGGGAUGGUGCUGAUGAAAUCAUGUCAGUUUUACAGAAUUUUUUCCAGAGUGAGAAGAAGGAGGCUCUGCAGAAAGAACGGAAAAACAGGCAUGGGGAAAAGAUUCACAAGCACCACAAACACCAUAAACACAGAGAAGGGUGCAAGACACACAAAUGUAAGCAUAAGCACCUCAGGAGUCGCAAACAUAAACAUUCUCGUGAUGAGUUGAAAAAGAAAGAGAAUGACUCUAGCUCUGAUAAACCAAUUGACAUUGCAACAUCCAGUUCUAACUGUGAUAAAGAGGAUAAAGAAAAGAAUAAAAGUGAGGAAAUUUCAAUUAAUGGUGGUGUCAAUUUGGCGACUGGUUCUAAAUCAAAAAUAGCUGCUUUUCUGCCUGAAAAGCACGAAAUGUGGUCGUGGGUGGGGACAGGCGUUAAGAGAGGUCGACCCUUAGGACCCAGGGGCAAGGGUCUCAGGAUCUGUUACAAAGCUAUACAGAGAGGGAAAGAAGUCAUAUCUGUUGGGGAUUGUGCUGUAUUUGUUUCAACUGGUCGCCCUGACAGGCCUUUCAUAGGACAUAUAGAAUCAUUUUGGCAAUACCAGAUGAAGAAGAACAUGACAGUGAGGGUUUCAUGGUUUUACCAUCCUGAAGAGACCAUAGGAUGUCCUGAUAAAUUACCAUAUCCUGGUGGUCUGUUUCAAUCUCCGCAUCUAGACAACAAUGAUGUACAGACAAUUUCUCACAGAUGUGAAGUGCUUCCCUUCACGAAAUUUCAUGAAAAAGCAGAAAAAAUUCCUGGCUUUGUGGAUUCAGUCUAUGAGAACCAUGAAACAUAUUAUUUAGCUGGACACUAUGAGCCUGCAGCUGCUAAGUUAGAUCUCGAACCUGAAGUUGAAGCUGAGUGUGUUGUAAAAGGACUUAUGAAGAAUCCUUGA